This is a messenger RNA of Leptopilina boulardi, 1598 nucleotides long. RefSeq names its product dopamine receptor 1-like (gene Dop1). Gene Ontology annotation, cellular component: membrane. NCBI's taxonomy places the organism in Eukaryota, Metazoa, Arthropoda, Insecta, Hymenoptera, Figitidae. Gene Ontology annotation, biological process: adenylate cyclase-activating adrenergic receptor signaling pathway. Gene Ontology annotation, molecular function: G protein-coupled receptor activity. The coding region runs from base 107 to 1339 and encodes 410 amino acids. The transcript has 7 exons. The record is from RefSeq and is a predicted model, not a curated record.
GCUUGAGGGUGAUGUGCUCGGGGUGCAGAGUAGUCAGUGCGCGGCGAGGCGCGCCAGCUGCCGCACGUCAUGAUACUACCCCAGAAGAAAAGAAGGCUGUAGAAUAAUGGCUGGACAAUAUACAUUGACAGAAUCCAGUGACAUUCUCAGAAGAAACCUGACAGAUGGAGAGAAUCUUCCGGAGGUCGCCUUCUCACUGUUGUCGGUGCUACUAGUUGGUUUCCUGCUGUUCAUCCUGAUAUUCCUGUCGGUUGCGGGUAAUGUUUUGGUGUGCGUGGCAAUAUACACGGAUCGAGGACUCAGGAGGAUUGGCAAUUUGUUCCUGGCCUCCCUUGCCAUAGCCGAUCUUUUUGUAGGAUGCCUCGUGAUGACCUUUGCAGGUGUCAACGACCUCCUCGGUUACUGGAUGUUCGGCCCACAAUUUUGUGACACCUGGAUUGCAUUCGAUGUCAUGUGCAGCACUGCCUCCAUUCUUAACCUUUGUGCCAUAUCGCUCGAUCGCUAUAUUCACAUCAAAGAUCCACUGAGAUAUGGUCGUUGGGUAACGAGGAAAAAAGCAGUAUUCUGCAUUUUCAUAGUGUGGCUAUUAGCAGGUCUCAUAUCUUUCGUACCUAUCAGUCUGGGUCUUCAUAGGCCGGAUCAACCUUUAAUCGUAAAUUUUGGAGAAGAGGAGUAUCAGACGUGUGCUCUAGACUUGACGCCCACCUACGCUGUGGUAUCAUCUUGCAUAUCAUUCUACUUUCCUUGCAUAGUGAUGAUCGGUAUAUAUUGCAGACUUUACUGCUACGCUCAAAAACACGUAAAAAGUAUUAGAGCAGUGACGAAGUUACCUGACACCUCUCUGACGAAGAGCUUCCGUUCGAAGAGUGCUCGCAACAAGUCUCCAAAGCCUCAGACGAAAACGAAGCCAACGACUCCUUAUCAUGUAUCCGAUCACAAGGCAGCUAUCACUGUCGGUGUUAUCAUGGGUGUUUUUCUCAUAUGCUGGGUACCCUUUUUCUGCGUCAAUAUUGUCGCAGCAUUCUGCAAGACUUGCAUACCAGAUCGAGCUUUUCAGGUCCUGACGUGGCUCGGCUACAGUAACUCGGCCUUCAACCCGAUCAUCUAUAGCAUUUUUAACACCGAAUUUCGCGAAGCAUUCAAGCGAAUUCUCACGAGAGGUGCAAGAGGACGACAUCAACCCUCAACAAGUGAAUGCGGUGAAUUUCGUUCUGUCGUCGUACAAAAACGCAAUGGAUCCUAUGUCGAAUGUAAUAUUAGUCCAAGAUCGAGUGCCGAAAGCUGUCAAGUUGGAUCUAUUGCUCAAAAACAUCGUGACACAAUUGUUAGUUCUAUUUAAUUAAAAAAAAAGUAAAUUCAAUUUGCACCAAUUAAAAAAACAAAAAAUCGACAUCAUAAUCUAGACAAUCACAAAAGACUAAUUCGAGACAUAUCCAAAAUAAUUAAUUAUCAGAGACAAAUUAAUCUCGUAAAUAGAAAUUUGAGUUUUCUGAAACAAAAACAAUUUUGUUUCAACGAUAAAAUCUAAUGAGCAGAGCAAGAGAAAAUAAAAGUCAGGAUUUGCUCAGGUUUUAUCAAAAAAAAAAAAAAACGAAAAA